AACAUUUCUGUCUGUUUGCUGUAGACCAAAGGAGGACAGGAGGAGAUCCCUUGUUUCUUUACAGAGGGAGUGAACUUCCAUUCUACAAUACACGGGGAAGCUAAGCUAAAUAAUCACCAAAUGUUUAUCCACACACUAUUUAAAUAAAAAUAAAAAAGAAUGUUCUGAGAGGUUUUACUGCACUUAUUAACUUUCACACCUGCACUUUUCUGAGUGAUCGAGACGAGUAAGCAUCUGCAUCUGCUUGAAAGCUCUCCUAUAAGAAAAGAAAAUGGAGAAGAUCAUUCUGCUGUUCCUUGCAAGUGUCGCUGGAGUUUUGAGUCAGACUGAUAUGGCUCACAAGUCUUUCAUUUUUGCAAAGAAUUACAGCUUGCCUGUACAACUCUUAUAUGAUGGCGAUGGUCCUAGCUUCCAGCUCACUGUUUGCCUAAGAUCCUGCUCAAACCUCACUGAGAGCGUUAUGUUAAGCCUUAUCAGUGGUUUCCAGUUUAACUUUCUAUUCCUCAUUCUUGGAAGCGGUCCUGACUCCAACGCUGGUCUGGUCUGGGUUCAAGGACAAAAGGUGGAUGUCUACUUCCCUACCGAUGACAAAAGAAAACAACGAAACAUCUGCUUGAGUUGGGACUUUCAGAAUGGCGAGAUGAGUCUGUGGGUCAACGGAAAGAUCUCAGAGAGAAGAAAGUACCCCAAAUUAGUCAUAUCCUAUAGGAAUCCAAAUAUUUUUUUAGGCCCUGGUCAGAUUUUCUUAGGUGGUAAACCAAAGUUAGAGGUGGGGGAAGUGACAGAUGUCCAUGUUUGGGAUAGAGUGCUGACCUCACAAGAAAUUGUAGACUUUCAUGAUAAGAAAGGGAUAGCUGGAAAUGUCCUUAAUUGGAGCGCUUUAAAUUAUAAGAGAUCUGAUGGUGACUUUACUGUGGGCAAAUUUAAAUGUAAAGUUCAAUGUCACCAAUAGCUUGGCCACCUUGAGCCACAAAAUCUGAGUAUUUGUUAGCCCAAACUCUAUAGUAAACCAACAUGCUAUAAAGCAGGGGUCUCCAAACCUUUCAGUAUGAGGGCCACAUUGUAUAUUUUUUCAAAUAUUUGAGGGCCAAAAAUAAAAUAAAAAAUAAAAUAAAAUUUUAGUGAAUGAAAAAACUUGCUCCAAGACAAAAAUUCAGGAGUCCACCCAUCAUACCAGAAGUCUCUCCAUAAGGCUCCAUGCACAGUGGAAGCUAAAAAAAAGCUAUAAAAAAUGCAGUAUCUUUGCAGGGAGCCUUUCAAUU
This is a messenger RNA of Rana temporaria (common frog), 1262 nucleotides long. Its product is annotated as C-reactive protein-like. The transcript is spliced from 3 exons. The record is from RefSeq and is a predicted model, not a curated record. Lineage: Eukaryota; Metazoa; Chordata; Amphibia; Anura; Ranidae. The coding region runs from base 272 to 952 and encodes 226 amino acids.